AGAUCUGGCUGUUUCUCUCGCGAGAUCUGGCAACCCCACCAGCGGCCACCAGCGGGAACAGAUUCUCACUCAGGCGAAGAGACAGAGGGAGAAAGGGUCGAGAGAGAGGCGCUUUGAGCGGACAUUUCUCUAAAACAGAACCAUGCUGGAGUACUACCAGACGUUAGGAGUCCAGAAAAAUGCAUCGCAAGACGACAUCAAAAAAGCUUACAGAAAAUUGGCGUUGAAGUGGCAUCCAGACAAGAACCCCGACAACAAGGACGAAGCGGAGAAAAGGUUCAAAGAGAUUUCCGAGGCGUAUGAAGUUCUCUCCGAUGAAGACAAGAAGAACACUUACGACAGAUACGGCAAAGAAGGCCUCUCAGGAGGAGGAAGAGGAGAACGAGGAGGAGGGGGUCACUAUAAUCACUUUGGCGGCAGCGGCUUCACAUUCCGUAAUCCUGACGACGUUUUCAGGGAAUUCUUCGGCGGCAGAGAUCCGUUUGCAGACUUCUUUGGUGACGACCCCUUCGACGACCACUUCGGAGAGAGUCGCAGUCGCCACAGAGGGCAGAGCCGGGGCAGGACGGGGGGGUCGCUCUUCGGCUUUGGGAGCUUUCCAGCUUUUGGGCCGGGCAUCUCAGGGUUCGAUUCAGGUUUUGGCUCAUUUGGAAACAUGGGCGGAGGAUUCGCCUCCUUCUCUUCUUCAUCUUUUGGAGGCAGUGGUAUAGGAGGAAUAGGAGGAGGAGGAGGAGGAGGAGGAGGAGGAGGAAUGGGUAACUUCAAAUCUGUGUCGACCUCCACCAAGUUCAUCAACGGCAGGAAAAUUACUACGAAGCGGAUUGUGGAGAACGGCCAGGAGCGGGUGGAGGUGGAGGAGGACGGUCAGUUAAAGUCCCUCACAGUAAAUGACGUCCCCGCUGAAGACCCCGUAGAGGAAGACUUUCGUCGCCGCAGACAGAACGCGCUCCCUGGCCUCGGCCUCCACCAGCGCUGCCUGAGGAGCUCCAACCAGAACCAGAACCCGUCUGAGGAGGAGGAGGAGCACGGACUGCAGAGCCUGGGACUCACCAGAGGACACAUGGACUCCAAGAGGAAGAAACUGUGGCUAAAGGAGGCGGAGUCCAAAAAGAAAAGAGCUCCUCGACACUUCCCUCGGUUCGGUGGACUCGGUGCGUUUUAUUAAGCAGAUUCAUCGGCUGAAGUGCCGUCAACGUAACGUGGCAUUAGCUCACCGUUGCAUUGCAUCAUCGAACCCACCGCCCCCCCGUCAUGUGUAUCAGCUGCAGUGCAGAGGAUAACUCCUGUGUUCAUGAGCCUGCAGAGACCUCACUUUCCCAGUAGCUAAGCCUUUGGUAUGUUUUGUGUUCGGGCCCUUUGGAUUCAGCUUUCUCAUUUUUGCAGAAUAAUGUGUUGGAAAGAGUUCAGGUGCAGAGAGUGAGAGUUAUAGGAGGAGCCUUGUGCAGAAAUACUGUAGAGGAGGAGUGAAGGUCAAGAUAUUUAGUGCACCCUUUCUACAAUAUAGUGCUGCAGAUAGCUGGAAAAUAAGUGGAGACAAGCACCAAAGAGCCCAGUUUUUGCACCCAUUUUCCAAGAUAGCCAUCAUUUUCAGCCAAUAGAAGCAGUAUUUCACCUUUAAAUCUAAACAGUUUAUGUGUAUUUGUAUUCUAUUUAAAACUUCUUCAGAGCUUUUUUGUGUCAUUUUAAUGUUAAAACUGGGGCUUAUUAGAAAGAAUUUGGGACACUAAACCUCCCUAUUACCAACAUAUGUCUUCACUGUUAGCAGGAUUAGUUAGCUGUGAGCUUCUGAUUGGGAAAGAGUGUUUCCUGACGUCUGGAUUUUGUUUCUACAAAAAAAUGACAUUUCCAAGCCAUCAUUGGUGGCAAUCUAGGAUUUUUGAGUGGCUAACAGCAUUUAUGGGCCCUUUUAGGUACAUAUCUGCAGCACUAAUAGAGACAAGGAAGGACAGGGAUGCAGAGUGAGAGCAGUGAGUUUUAUAACAGAACAAAUCUAGAUGCCCCUUCGCCGUCGCACUCCAUUUUCCAUCAAGCAAACACUCACAAGGUGACAAUAAAAGCACUGCUGUUUAUUUUGCACAUGUUCUGUUCACUCCAUCGAGCAAAGGAACGGACAAUCGACGCUCUGGCAUCACCUCCUCCUCCACCCGAAGCAGCUUUUAUUCCCUCUGUGUUACAUUCUGCCUCUGUGGGAGUCUUUGUUCUGAGGGGAGUCAGCAACACGUCAACCUUGUAGACGUGGUUUUGUAAAGGAUUUCAGGUUGUUCGUCCUUGAAGUGGAAAUGUCGGAGAAAUGUUCAUUUUUCUAUGGACUCCUACCAAUAAAUGCUUAAAGAA
This is a messenger RNA of Eleginops maclovinus (Patagonian blennie), 2334 nucleotides long. It is a transcript of the gene dnajb6b, whose product is annotated as DnaJ heat shock protein family (Hsp40) member B6b. The record is from RefSeq and is a predicted model, not a curated record. The coding region runs from base 143 to 1165 and encodes 340 amino acids. The transcript is spliced from 10 exons. Gene Ontology annotation, molecular function: Hsp70 protein binding. Lineage: Eukaryota; Metazoa; Chordata; Actinopteri; Perciformes; Eleginopidae.